AACUGGCUGACACCAGUCGGCAGAGCUGGCCGCGGCGGCCGGCGCUAUGACACGGCUUUCUACCUGUGCUGCCUGGAGAAGCGGCCGCCCCACACCUCGCAGGACCACCAAGAGGUGACAGCCUUCCUGUGGUCAUCACCUCCAGAAGCCAUUGAAUGCUUUAAAUCUCAAGAAAUAUGGUUUCCUCCACCCCAGUUCUAUGAAUUGUGUAGGCUGUGCAACUUCUCCUCACUCCACAAGUUACACAAGUUCAGCUCUGAUCGAGCUCUAGAGGGAUGUGAAUGCUGGAUGCCUGUGACGUUAACUGCUUCAGAUGGCUACAUUCAGCUGUUGCCAGGAGAUGAGUUAUAUCCAGAAGAUCCAGAUUAUACAGGAGAAAAGAAACUAAUAAUGUCUACAGAUAAGAAUGUUGAAGAUCUCAUGGAAGAGGGUAGUGUAUUUCACAGGAUAGUAAUAAAAACCAUCAACAAUCUUGCUGUCUAUGUUAAUAUUCCAGCAAAAUAUAAACACAUUAAUCCACUGACAAUAAACUCUGAUUGUUCAAAUUACAAUAGCAGAUUAUAG
Mesitornis unicolor (brown roatelo) is the source of this 564-nucleotide messenger RNA. RefSeq names its product nudix (nucleoside diphosphate linked moiety X)-type motif 19 (gene NUDT19). The transcript has 3 exons. The annotation marks the transcript as partial. Gene Ontology annotation, cellular component: mitochondrion. The record is from RefSeq and is a predicted model, not a curated record. Lineage: Eukaryota; Metazoa; Chordata; Aves; Mesitornithiformes; Mesitornithidae. Gene Ontology annotation, molecular function: hydrolase activity, acting on acid anhydrides, in phosphorus-containing anhydrides.